Molecule: messenger RNA, 3711 nt
Organism: Cyprinus carpio (common carp)
Lineage: Eukaryota; Metazoa; Chordata; Actinopteri; Cypriniformes; Cyprinidae
Product: myelin proteolipid protein-like
Exons: 7
Coding region: 1290-2039 (249 amino acids)
Biological process (GO): axon development; central nervous system myelination
Cellular component (GO): plasma membrane; myelin sheath
Molecular function (GO): structural constituent of myelin sheath
Source: RefSeq, a predicted model, not a curated record
UGAAAAAUGUUUUAAAUUUUUACCUGUAGCUUGACAAACUAGUGCAAAGAAAGCUGAGCAUUGCAUUUGAAGAGACAGUGAUAUUAUAUCUGCAUAUCCUGUGGCUUCAGAGAAGUACUACAUAUUUGUCUAAAUGUGACUGCAACAGAAACUUAAUUUCCCACCAAGUAUCAUCUGGACUGAAGUGCUGCAGCAGCUUUUCUCAGACCUAACUUUACUUGUAGCAUUAUUUUAGGUCAGUGUCUUUUAAUCAGCUGGUGUUUUUGUGAUUUUUAGAAACUGUCCUAGUAGAGAAACCACAAGUGUAGAUCAUCAUAACAUUUCACAAUCACAAAGUGUCCCAGUACUUUUUGUAUAUAAUAACGGUUUUUAAGAAUUAAUAAUUUGUCUUUCUUGAAAAUGUAAUUAUCUUUUAUUUAUUCUUUUGUCUCUUCUAUAAUAAGUUUAACCAAGUUUGGGGUCUGUAAAAUUUGUUAAAAAGAAAAUGCAAUAUAUUAUUACAAUUUAAAAUUAAGUAUUUUAAAAUGUAAUUAAUUCCUGUGAAUUUUCAGCAGCCGUGUUUGUUGUUACAUAUAACAACAAAACCAAAAAUGAACCAGAUAUUCCUCUGUUUAUAUAAAUCAAACGGUUUCACCCCAAGUUGGAUUUUAACCAUUAGCAUGCCAUUGAUGCUUGUGUGCAGCAUUAACCCCAAAUCUUCCCCCUCUUUAUUCACUGUUUUUCUCCCCGUGCUCAUUUCAGUCAGUCUGUAGGGGGCUGAGGUGGCACUGGCUCUUUGUUUGCUUGUCUUUGCUGUCCCUUGUGUUGCAUCGAGACAAAGGCUAUUGUCAGUGCAGCCACAGAAAGACACUUGGUUCUCCGUAUUUUCUCACACUCUUCAUGCCGUGGUACAGACCUGCUCCGUCGCCAUCCCCCUCAGCAGCACAUGAUACGGAUGGAGACCCCCUCACACCGAUCCACCCAGACUCACACACUUCGCUGCAGCUGCUGCUCUGUUGCGAUGGCACGUUGCAGUGUUUCAGAUCCAUGUGAAUGGAUAAAUGAGAACAGUUUUAUAGAGAAUUUGGCUUUAUUAAAGUAGGAAUAGGCUGUAUAAAAAGGAAAGGAGUGUAAAGGGUUGAUAUGCGUGGCAACACUGCUCUUGCUGUUCUUAAUUCAGUUCAAUUCAGCCACAAGUCAUCAUUAGUGAGGUGUUGGAGGAAAACCUUGAAGAGAACCAGACUCAUCUGGAGUCCAUCCUACAAAAUAAUGUCAUAUGACAAUAAUAUACAGCUCUAUGAAGAGUUCAGAUGCAAAAGCAUCUUAGUUGUUAUGAAUGCUGUAUGCGUUGUCUUGGAGGAGUGCCGUAUGUCUCUCUGCUGGCCACUCUGCUGUGUUUCUCUGGCAUUGCUCUGUUCUGCGGCUGUGGACAUCAGGCCCUUACAGAGAGCGAGAGACUGAUCGAGACGUACUUCACCCGUGAGCAUCAGGACUACAUCACGCUAGCGUACCUUAUUGAGUAUUUUCAGUACAUCAUUUAUGGCCUGGCCUCCUUCUUCUCCCUGUACUGUAUAGUCCUGCUGGCUGAAGGCUUUUACACCACCAGUGCAGUCCGGCAGUCAUUUGGAGAAUUUCGUAGCACAGUUUGUGGUCGCUGUCUCAGCACAAUGUUCAUUGUGAUCACAUUUGUCCUGGUUGUGGUCUGGUUGCUGGUGUUCUCUCUCUCUGCGCUUCCUGUCUACUUUUUUUACAACAUGGCAUACACCUGUCACACUAUCAGCGUCCUCUCUGAAACACCCUCCAGCAUCAACCAGCUGUGCAUUGAUGCCAGACAGUACGGUUUACUUCCAUGGAGCGCAGUACCAGGAAAGGCUUGUGGGAUGACCCUGUCUAAUGUCUGCAAGACAAGAGAGUUUUCCCUGAUCUAUGUUCACUACAUCGCUGCCUUCGCUGGAGCGGGGAUGACAGUCUUGGCUCUGCUCACAUUUACUGUGUCCACCACCUAUAACUUUGCAGUUCUGCGGUAUCUGGGGAGGAAAGGCAUCGGUCCACGCUGUUAACGUCUGUUCUGUCCGGGUGUCCUUCUACGGUCAAUAACAGCACCAUUUUGGAGCACUUUAGAAUUUCUCAUCUUCUUCUUUUCCACAUCACAACACAAUUUCCUGACUCUUUUAGAUGUUUUUUUUUUUUUUUUUUUUUGAAUGUAAAGAUUUACAAACUUGGAAUCUGCCUUUUCUACCUGUAUACUGCUCCAGACCACUAGAGGAAAGUCCUCCGGCUAAACGAGUCGUGUUUAAACUUAACGCCUGGUAUUCUUCAGCAGUACACAAACUGUACAGUCAACAUUCACAAUGAAAACUUUAAUUGCUUUAGGAAAUAGAAGUAAAAAUAAUAAUCGGGUAGAAAUGAGAUUUUUAGAUGCUCGAAUUUCAAUCUCAUGGCGGUGAAUAGCAAGUUUCCAUGGUGACCAUCCCUCACAUCUGGUUGCCAUGGAGAGAGACAGCAAUGCAUGCUGUUUUCUUGUGACCCCAGCACUUUUUUUCUCACAGCCUCUUGAAAGGACUGAGAAAGGGACUGAAACAAUGCAUCAGCCCCUCUUUGUUAGAGGAAAGCCCAUGCUCGGGGUCAGUUUAGGCGUCAGAAGAUAUCACCCACUGACAAAGAGGCUUCUGGGACUUUUCAGCUGCUUGAAUAAAAGCCUUUCUGUGACCGGUGCACAGAUGUUUGAGCAGGUAUUUUACUGCAGAGCGUGUCGUUACUAAUAGUGUUUCGUGGCUGGGAUAUUUCACUGAAAAUCAAGAAUGAAAGACACUUAAGUAGAAAAAAAUGGAAAAAAGCAGCCUUAUCAGCCGUAGCUUAAUUUUGUUUGUUUUCUGUAGACUUAUUUUUUUUUCUUUACAUAAGGUAACUAAUUCAUGAUGUUUUAAUGUAUUUCAUCCUGAACAUUUUUUAUGAUACAUGUUUGAUUCUUGAUCACCCCGUAGCGUUUGGUGAAAGCAAGGUUUUAGUGUAGAUUUAAAGCAGUAGGAUGCCCUAAAUAGUUCACAAUCAUCGUUUACUCACCCUUAUGUCUUUCCAAACCCGUAUCACCUCACAAAAGGCGAUAUGUGUGACUACUGCACUACAUCACAAGGCAACUGAAAUUGUUUAAUAUAAUUUGUGCUUCCUCGUAAUCAACAACGCAGUUUUAUGAGACAUUUGGUGUCAUUGAUAUUAAACCUGUUGUAUUGAGUCAUCGAUGGCUCUAAAUGUGGUGCACAAGUCAUACGGACCACACAUUUUCAUGCUGCUUUUCUGUUCUUUGAGCAUUUUUUUAUCACUGUAAAAAAAAGAGCAGCAUGAACAUUCUUCAAAAUAUCUCCUUUUUUGUUACACGGCUGAAUUAAAGUCAUACAGGUUUGGAACAACCUGACUGCGACAAAUUAAUGAUUUUUCACUGACGUGUGAACUGUUAAUGUUGUUUUGUAACUCUGAUUAUCAGGAGAUUAUUGUAGUUAUUGUAUAACACUUUCUUUUGCUAAAUUUCCUAUUAAUUAUUCAUUUAUUUUUAUUCAUCAAAGGGCUUAUUUCAUUAGCACUAACAAUAUUUCUUAGAUUUCUUUUUGUAUACUCUACGUUUAUUUUUUUAUUUUAACCUGCUGCUUGGCUGCAGUUUGUUGGUCUCUUGGUUCUGUGAAAUCUGAUGUCUGUGAGGUUCAGCAGAAAAUAAAGGUCAGUGCCUUUCACCAAUGA